AUGUCCCCAGCCAUCAGCUCCUGCACUCUGGGAAACGGUGGCUGCCAGCACCAGUGUGUACAGCUCACGGUGACACAGCACCGCUGCCAGUGCCGGCCCCAGUACCAGCUGCAGGAGGAUGGCAGGCGCUGUGUGCGGAGAAGCCCGUGUGCAGAAGGCAAUGGUGGCUGUAUGCAUAUAUGCCAGGAACUCCGGGGCCUUGCCCACUGUGGCUGCCACCCUGGUUACCAGCUUGCUGCAGACCGCAAAACCUGUGAAGAUGUGGAUGAAUGUGCUUUGGGGCUGGCCCAGUGUGCUCAUGGCUGCCUCAACACUCAGGGAUCCUUUAAGUGUGUGUGCCACGCAGGCUAUGAACUGGGCGCCGAUGGCCGGCAGUGUUACCGGAUCGAGAUGGAGAUUGUGAACAGCUGUGAGGCUGGCAAUGGCGGGUGCUCCCACGGCUGUAGCCACACCAGCACUGGGCCCCUGUGCACCUGCCCUCGUGGUUACGAGUUGGAUGAAGACCAGAAGACCUGUAUCGACAUCGACGACUGCGCCAACUCUCCGUGCUGCCAGCAGGCGUGUGCCAACACCCCGGGUGGGUAUGAGUGCAGCUGUUUCGCUGGCUACCGGCUCAACACGGACGGAUGUAGCUGUGAGGAUGUUGAUGAGUGUGCCUCUGGUCACAGUGGCUGCGAACACCACUGUUCUAAUCUGGCUGGCUCCUUCCAGUGCUUCUGUGAGGCCGGUUACCGGUUGGAUGAGGACCGCAGGGGCUGCACGCCCCUAGAAGAAUCUGUGGUGGACCUGGACGGCCGACUGCCCUUUGUGCGGCCCCUGCCCCACAUUGCGGUGCUGAGGGAUGAGCUGCCCCAACUCUUCCAGGAUGACUAUGGGGCUGAGGAGGAGGCAGCGGCAGCAGAGUUGCGUGGAGAACACACGCUCACUGAGAAGUUUGUCUGCUUGGAUCACUCCUUCGGCCAUGACUGCAGCCUAACCUGCGAUGACUGCAGGAAUGGGGGGACUUGCUUCCCGGGCCAGGACGGCUGUGACUGCCCAGAGGGCUGGACCGGGAUCAUCUGCAAUGAGACUUGUCCUCCAGACACCUUUGGGAAGAAUUGUAGCUCUCCCUGCACCUGCCAGAAUGGUGGGACCUGUGACCCGGUGUCGGGAGCCUGCCGCUGUCCUCCAGGCGUCAGUGGAGCCCACUGUGAGGAUGGCUGCCCCAAGGGCUUCUACGGCAAACAUUGCCGUAAGAAAUGCCACUGUGCUAACCGGGGCCGGUGCCACCGCCUCUAUGGGGCCUGCCUCUGUGACCCAGGGCUCUAUGGUCGUUUCUGCCACCUUGCCUGUCCUCCCUGGGCCUUCGGGCCAGGCUGUUCUGAGGACUGCCUUUGUGAGCAGUCACACACAAGGUCUUGCAACCCGAAGGACGGUAGCUGCUCCUGCAAGGCCGGCUUCCAGGGUGAGCGCUGCCAGGCAGAGUGUGAGUCAGGCUUCUUUGGACCAGGCUGCAGACACCGUUGCACCUGCCAGCCAGGUGUGGCCUGUGACCCUGUGAGCGGCGAGUGUCGGACUCAGUGUCCUCCUGGCUACCAGGGGGAGGACUGUGGCCAAGAGUGCCCGGUGGGAACAUUUGGUGUGAACUGCUCAGGUUCCUGUUCCUGCGUGGGAGCACCCUGUCACCGAGUCACAGGGGAGUGUCUGUGCCCACCAGGGAAGACUGGGGAGGACUGUGGCGCUGAUUGUCCCGAGGGCCGUUGGGGGCUUGGCUGUCAAGAGAUCUGCCCCGCAUGUGAGCACGGAGCCAGCUGCAACCCUAAGACUGGAACCUGCCUGUGUCUCCCUGGCUUUGUUGGUAGCCGCUGCCAGGACGCUUGCUCAGCAGGCUGGUAUGGGACUGGCUGCCAGAUGAGGUGUGCUUGUGCCAACGAUGGGCAUUGCGACCCAACCACCGGACGCUGUAGCUGUGUCCCCGGGUGGACUGGCCUCAGCUGCCAGAGAGCCUGUGACAGUGGAUACUGGGGGCCCGACUGCAUCCACCCUUGCAACUGCAGUGCGGGCCAUGGGAAUUGUGACGCCGUCAGUGGCCUCUGCCUGUGUGAGGCCGGCUAUGAAGGUCCACGGUGUGAGCAGUCGUGUCGCCAGGGAUACUAUGGGCCCAGCUGUGAGCAGAAGUGCAGGUGUGAGCAUGGGGCCGCCUGUGACCAUGUCAGUGGGGCCUGUACCUGCCCAGCUGGCUGGAGGGGAAGCUUCUGUGAACAUGCCUGUCCUGCUGGCUUCUUUGGGUUAGACUGUGACAGUGCCUGCAACUGCUCUGCCGGGACACCCUGUGAUGCUGUCACCGGCUCGUGCAUCUGCCCAGCUGGCCGCUGGGGCCCACGCUGUGCCCAGAGUUGCCCACCCCUCACCUUCGGGCUUAACUGCAGCCAGAUUUGUACCUGUUUCAAUGGGGCCUCCUGUGACUCCGUCACAGGGCAAUGCCACUGUGCCCCUGGCUGGAUGGGACCCACCUGCCUGCAGGCCUGCCCUCCUGGCCUGUAUGGCAAGAACUGUCAGCAUUCCUGUCUUUGCCGCAACGGAGGGAGAUGUGACCCCAUCUUGGGCCAGUGCACAUGCCCAGAGGGUUGGACCGGCUUGGCCUGUGAGAACGAGUGCCUUCCCGGACGCUAUGCAGCCGGUUGUCAGCUCAACUGCAGUUGCCUUCACGGGGGCAUAUGUGACCGGCUUACCGGCCACUGCCUCUGCCCAGCUGGCUGGACUGGGGACAAGUGUCAGAGCUCCUGCGUCAGUGGCACGUUUGGGGUUCACUGUGAGGAGCACUGUGCUUGCCGGAAAGGUGCCUCCUGCCACCAUGUCACGGGGGCAUGCUUCUGUCCUCCAGGAUGGAGGGGCCCACACUGUGAGCAGGCCUGUCCACGCGGAUGGUUUGGAGAGGCCUGUGCUCAGCAUUGUCUCUGCCCACCCAAUGCCUCCUGCCACCAUGUUACUGGGGAGUGCCACUGUCCACCCGGGUUUACUGGGCUUAGCUGCGAGCAGGCUUGUCAGCCUGGCACCUUUGGAAAGGACUGUGAGCACCUGUGCCAGUGUCCUGGUGAGACCUGGGCCUGCGACCCUGCUUCAGGGGUCUGCACGUGUGCUGCUGGUUACCAUGGCACCGGCUGUCUGCAAAGGUGCCCAUCUGGGCGCUAUGGGCCAGGCUGUGAACACAUUUGUAAGUGUCUCAAUGGUGGGACCUGCGACCCGGCCACGGGAGCCUGCUACUGUCCUGCUGGAUUCCUUGGGGCCGACUGCAGCCUUGCCUGUCUGCAGGGUCGCUUCGGCCCCAGCUGUGCCCAUGUGUGUGCAUGCGGGCAAGGGGCGGCAUGCGACCCGGUGUCGGGGGCUUGCAUCUGUUCUCCCGGGAAGACGGGGGUCCGCUGUGAGCAUGGCUGUCCCCAGGACCGGUUUGGCAAGGGCUGUGAACUCAAGUGUGCCUGCAGGAAUGGGGGCCUGUGUCAUGCUACCAACGGCAGCUGUUCCUGCCCCCUGGGCUGGAUGGGGCCUCACUGUGAGCACGCCUGCCCUGCUGGGCGCUAUGGUGCUGCCUGCCUCCUGGAAUGUUUCUGUCAGAACAAUGGCAGCUGUGAGCCCACCACGGGCGCUUGCCUCUGUGGCCCUGGCUUCUACGGUCAAGCUUGUGAACACUGCCUUGUUCAUGGGGGAGAGAUAGUGAUGGGAUAA
This is a messenger RNA of Rattus rattus (black rat), 3702 nucleotides long. It is a transcript of the gene Megf6, whose product is annotated as multiple EGF like domains 6. The record is from RefSeq and is a predicted model, not a curated record. The transcript is spliced from 29 exons. Lineage: Eukaryota; Metazoa; Chordata; Mammalia; Rodentia; Muridae. The coding region runs from base 1 to 3702 and encodes 1233 amino acids. Gene Ontology annotation, molecular function: calcium ion binding.